Molecule: messenger RNA, 2045 nt
Organism: Drosophila albomicans
Lineage: Eukaryota; Metazoa; Arthropoda; Insecta; Diptera; Drosophilidae
Product: TWiK family of potassium channels protein 7
Exons: 8
Coding region: 293-1522 (409 amino acids)
Biological process (GO): potassium ion transmembrane transport; stabilization of membrane potential
Cellular component (GO): membrane
Molecular function (GO): potassium ion leak channel activity
Source: RefSeq, a predicted model, not a curated record
GGCCGUCGUCGAGUGCGGUUGUUUUGCUUGGCCCUCUUGGCUUAAUCGGCGAUUUCGUGACGGAACGCGACACUUGGCGCGUGUUUAAAUUAUUUGUUUGUUCGAGCACAAAAUUCAAUAUUACAAAUUUGCUGAAAAUGCUUGGAGACAGCUUAAGCGGGAGGCGCAGGUCGCCUGCAAUUUAAAGGGACCAAAACCAAAAAAAAAAAAAAAAUAAAUCAAAAUAAAAAAAAGGAAGCGAAAAUAAUAUAGCAAAAAGUAUACAGAAAGUGCACGUAGAAAAACGAUCGCAAUGCCCACGAAGGCGGCAAGAUCGGCAGCCGACUACGAUUCACAGGAUGAGGCCAACACAGAGCUGCUGGAGAAGCUGAAACAUCUCGAUCGCCGUGUCGAGGCCGUUGAGAGCGGCGGCGGUGGCUUGUGCAGUCGCAGCGCUGCCUGCUGGCAGUCGCUCAAAUGGAAAUCGGCUUUAAAUCACAUCGGAUUGCUUGUCUCGCUGUCCAUCUACUGCGGCGUGGGCGGAUUGAUCUUUCGACAUUUGGAGCGACCCGCGGAAGUGGAGCGUUUGACACAGCUGAAGGAUGUGGUGAAAUCACAGCGGGAGCGCUUCAUGAGCACCAUUCUGAAUAAUACCGAAGUUAACAAUCUCAAUGAGCUGCUCUCCUUUGAGCUGGCCAAAUAUGAAGCGGCCGUACAAGAGGCGGCCGAGGGCGGGCUGCUUAUAGUAGCCGAUAAAGACUUUCCAGAGCCCUAUGAGCGCUGGAGCAUACUACAAGCUGUGUUCUUCUCAUCUACUGUGUUAACCACCAUAGGGUAUGGCAACAUUGUGCCAGUUACGAUCAGUGGUCGUGUAUUUUGCAUUUGCUUCGCCCUCAUCGGCAUACCAUUUACGCUGACAGUCAUCGCCGACUGGGGCAGACUCUUUGCCAGCGCCGUCUCCGUGUUCGGCAAGCACAUGCCCACCAAGCCAAAGUUUACGAAUUUCAUUGGCAAGACUUGGUUCUAUGCGAUACUCGCUGUUGGCUUUCUGGGCGUCUAUUUGGCAGCGGGAGCUGGAUUGCUGCUGCUCUGGGAGGAUGACUGGACAUUCUUUGAUGGGUUCUACUUCUGCUUUAUCACAAUGACAACCAUUGGCUUCGGCGAUCUGGUGCCUAAGAAACCCAACUAUAUGCUGCUCUGCACGUUGUAUAUACUCAUUGGCUUGGCUCUCACUUCGACCAUCAUUGAGCUGGUGCGUCGUCAGUAUGCCACCAGCUGGGCCAAGCUGCAGGAACUUUCGGGUCCCAUGGCGGAGACAUUACGUCGUUUGGGCGAAACGGCGGGCACGGGUCUCGAUUAUGCCACACUGCAAAAAGUGUUAACCGUAUCCAUGCCCAAGUGGAGCAGCAACAAGAAGAACGAACACAAUUCGGAUAUUGCUGCGCUGGAGGCUAUAACCAAUGCCAUACUCAAGGAGGUGAAGGAGGCGCAGAAUAGCAAACCGAAAGUGCUGCAAAUUGUCAUUUACGAGUCAUCCGUUUAGAGACUCAUGUUUCACACCUGCAAAACAAAACAAAAGAGAGCGCUUCCAGCCUUCCACACAACACACAAAAAAAUCACAGCAUACUUUUAGGCUUAGUCAGAAAAUAAUAUCAUAUAGAAAGUGUUAGUAAUUACCACAUACAUACAUACAUACAUACAUAUAUUUAGUAGUUAGGUUGUUGUCUGUCGAGUUGUCCCAUGUUCAUUGUCGUGCCAUCUACAGUGUGCACUCGCUAUGUUUGCCACUACUUGUCAUUGUUUGUCCAGCCAACGACUUCCAUAAGCUAAUUUCUACACUACUCUAUACAUAUUUCUAAUUGUAAUUGUACAUUGUAAAAAAAUGUCUGGGUAAUCAUAUUGCUCAUACGUACUGAAAACACACAAAUACACACAAACUUACUCAUUAGCUGCAAUACAUUUUUUUUUAUAGUAUAUAUUUUAAGGUUAAUAUUAUCAGCGUUAGGUAUGGAACUACUAACUAAAUAAUCAUGCAUCAAUGUCCAAUAUAAUAAACAAACAAAAAA